Ceutorhynchus assimilis (cabbage seed weevil) is the source of this 947-nucleotide messenger RNA. NCBI's taxonomy places the organism in Eukaryota, Metazoa, Arthropoda, Insecta, Coleoptera, Curculionidae. The record is from the annotation of a GenBank genome assembly.
UUUCGAAUCAAAAUUAAAUGAUUAAAAAUGGGUUCCAAAAACAUCGAGAUGCCAUUUUUUCCUCAUUACGAAACUGAACUUUUAGGUAAUGGUGAUGCCAAUUUUAGGAUUACAUGGUUCGAAUCCAAAUUUUCUCAGUCACAUUACAACAUUUAUAAUAAAACCAUUGGAAGUAAUGCUUGUACAUUGAUAGCAAUUCUUUUAGCAUCCAAGUGUCAAAAAUAUAACGUAAUAAUAAAGGGACCUCAAGACAACCUUAACAUUAGGCUAAUACACUUACUAGCCAUUAGUAUGUUGGAAGGAAAUAAAAUUCACGAAGAGUUGAAAAGUAACCAAGUUUUAAAGCAUCUUAAUUUAAAUGUUCCAGAAGCCCUCAAGUACACUGAAACUCACACAUAUAAUUUGGUGGAAUGGAGAAGCUCCAUAUACAUGGAACGGCUUUCGAGAUCCUUACAUGAAAAUAUAAAAAAUAACUAUUCUGAAUGGGUGAAGCUGGAUAAAGCUCCGAAGGAAAAUUUGUAUGUGAUUUUGAUAGCAGAUGCAAGGACCGUGUUGUUUAUUUUUCAAAGAAAAACUAAUACGGUGAGAGUUUACGGUUUAAUCCCCCAUUUUAGCCAGGACAUGCCUACAAAAUUUGAAUAGUUUGAAAAGGAGGAAAACAUGUAAAAAAAUUACAAAUUAUAAGUAACCUUAGUUGAUUCACACCAGCAUUCACUAGACAAGGGAGCGUUUAUAACGAUUACAAACCAAACUCGAUUGGCACAUCUUUGUUAUUGGUUUAAGGAGGUUGCCAGAAAGUGUUAUAAUUCAGAUCCGAAGCUCUACGAAUUAUCCUUUUUGCAUUUUCAAGAUAACAAAAAAUAGAUGCAUGUCUUACCGUUUACAUUAUUUUAUUUUUAUUUAAUAAUAACAUUUAAAUUGAUAAAUAAUAAAAUAAAUACUUUCAA